AUGCUCAUUCCUAAGUCAACAGCCCAGGGCGACCGCCUGCUGGAGUACCUGGACUUCCUUAGGCUUCAGGCAAUAGCCGCCCGUGAUAAGGAGUUUCUCAAUUCACAUACUGAGGACUGGUACCAUGGAAUUCUGCCCCCGUAUUCGCUAGUGAAGUAUACUCCUUUUGAGCAGUUCAACAAGGCACACUUUGGCAGAGCAAUGAACUCUGAGGUCUACAUGAAUCCACAUGUUCAGAUGGAAAAGGUGGCACUACCGCAUCCUGAUACUCGGUCCAGCUCUCUUGACGAGCUGCUGAAGCGUUCUGAAGGUAGCCUGGAGUACGCUGAAAACUUCAAGCGUGACUGGGAUGCCUCGUCAUUUUCGGGCUAUUUCCAACUUCCAAACUUCUCCUACUCAAGGCAACAACCAGGGAAGGAUAUGUCCGAAGGAAUUGGUCAGUUUUGUUACCAGACACAUUUCGAUGUGGAUAACCUUACUGUUAUGUUCGGUGGCUUGUUCGUGGAUGCCAGCCAGAGCUUGAAGAGCUUGGGUAUCCCCAGACUGACAGAUUUAUCACGCAUUUCCGUUCAUUUCCCUUGUGAAUUGCCUCCCCAUAUAAACAAGCAUGUUCUUAUGUCCCCCUGUGUCAUGCAAAACAGAGAUUUGAUUUUAUUUGAUGCCAUGAAGGGUACCGUGCAAGCGUCUCUCAUAAGCAAAUGUUCUGACAUUCACCCAGGCAAUCUAUGCUCCAUGGUGGGAACGGUAAUUGCUGAUUCUUAUGUUUUCUUUUCGGGUGGCUUCCAAAUAAUAGUGGACAAGGUAGAAUAUAAGGAAGAGAUUAACAGAUGGCUUGUUUACAAAUCGAUUCGUCUCAAUGAACAUGGCUAUAUCCUCAAUGUGAGAACCAAGCAAUUUACACAGAUCAAGAUCAAGUCCAAUUCAGAUGUCCAUUAUGAAGGUGCAAUUGGUAAUGCGAUGGUUUCCAAUAAGUUAGAGCGAGCCUCACUUCGAAGCAAUCAGCUAGCCCUGCCAGAUAUUCCAGCUUCAUAUCAUAGUGAUACCUCACAGAAUGCAACGCCCACAGCGGAGGAGAUACUUUCUUCCACUAACCUGCCGGGUGCUUCUACUCCGUUGACAAGGAGUCCUGAAAAGCCCCCUUUAAGGGAACCACAACCUUCCAAGCAGGUGCAUUCAAGUGCCGCUUCAUCUGACUCAAGACCUCGUGCAGUUUCAUCGCAAUCCAGUGUAAGUACUGCGAGGGCUACGACUCCAACAUCGUCAAGAAAUGUUUCACGGCUGAAUACAGAUUAUUCAAGACAGCUAAAUAAACCAGCGAAGCAAGGUGAAAGUCGAGCAUCCGGAAGCGCUAUAUCGCCAACAAAUUCUGCUUCUGAGGGGUCUCUGAAAAUGACUUCCAUGCUCAUGAAGUCAGCACGUAUUUUUCACAGAAACCAUCACAACCAUGCAUUCGGCCAUGGGCAAAGCCCUCAAAGCCUGAGUGGAAGCUCAGCUCAGACGCAAUCUCAAAACCUCGCUAGCCUUAGAGCCAAUAGUCCAAGCCCUAAUCCUAUCCCCCAUGGGAAUUACGCGGAUCAAGUGAAACACCAUAGAUCCCAGCCUCUGCUGUCAGGUACCUCGGCAGGUUCUACUUCGCCUGGUAGGCAUAUGACUCACUCUCCCGUUCAUACCCAAUCAGUUCCUCCUACUGAAUCUAUUGAUUCUGUGAGUGAAGAGGGAUCUUCUUUAAGUGUGCCACAAGAAGGCGUUGAAAAGCUUAAGCUUAAUCUGGGAAUUCACGGCACAGGGCUUCCGAAAGCUACAGAACGUACUUUAAGUCCGGACGAUACGAAUUCUCUUGGCUCUGGGCUGACUGGCGAAGGUCUAUUUGCUGCUAAAGAUUCGGCAAUGGAAUCUGGAGUCCUUUCCGUCACGGUCUUCUUGUUCGGAGGAUUUGUCAAAGACGUUAGUGAAGAUGAUAAAAUGCGCUUCAAGGCAACUAAUGAUCUUUUGAGAUUGGAGCUCAUCAUUGAAGAUGGUCAAUUGGGUAAUUUCCACAAAGAGGCCCUCAUCUUUGAUGCUACGGAUCGCAAUGAACACUCAGUAUGGCCUUCGAGAAGAGGUUUUUUUGCAUAUGUGUUGGUGAAUAAUGAUUCUAGCAGCGAAUUCUGCCCAUUCCAAGCAACGAACUUUGAGCUCGUUGCGGACGAGCCUUCCAAGUCUCACAUCUUUUCACUGGAAAACACCCAAGAGAUUGUAUCAGCGAGCGAGAACUCCACCGAGUCUAGCACACGGGGCUCUGAUCUUCUCUUGAAAAGAAGAGGUUUAUUGAUUCAAGGUGGUGUCAACGAAGCCAACGGCGUUUGCAGUGACAUUUACAUCUUUAACUUCUCUACUUCAAAAUGGCAUAAACAGCAAAGCUAUGCCUACGAUUACUACAAUCUUCCCAAACAGCCUUUCGAAGAUGAGCAGUGUGAAAAACUCACUUUGGAGAAUACUUCAAGUAAUCCGCCUUUAGUUGAUGCUGAGCUACGUGCAUGUCAUCAUCACGCUCUUCUCUACGAGCAAGACAGCAGGGAAUAUGUUCUUUUUGUUGGUGGUUUCAACAAUGACUUCCUUCGGCAUUAUGAUCCUGAGCCAUACGUAAGUGACCGUUACGAUGUCUCAAGACUCUCACGAUUCUCAAUCACUACAACUAACCCAAACUUACUACGGGUUCCAGCAUUGAACCUUCGAACCCAAACAUGGGUCUUUAUGAGAUUCUUCUUCGACCUAAGGGAAAGCAUUACAAGUCGAGCCAUGGACACACUCAUGGGCAACCCCAACUUCCGUAAUUCUAGAAUGGCUCUAUAUGGAGGCGGGUGCUCAAUCACAGGUAAGCAAAUAACCAUGUGCCAUGGAAUGGUUCAGUUCGUUUCAGAAAAAGCCGAAGAUUUCGACAAGUAUAAGGAAGAACUAAAGAGUAACAAAAUCCUGGCUGCUGAGGCCGAGUUGGAUAUGGUUACUGGCAUGUUCAACUCUCUUGUUGAGCAGUGUCACACCAAGUGUAUCAACAAGGGUUACAGUGAUGGCGACCUUACCAAGCAAGAAUCUCUCUGCUUGGACAGAUGUGUUUCGAAGUACUUUGAAACCAACGUCCAGGUUGGUGAGAACAUGCAAAAAUUGGGCCAGUCCGGUCUGUUCAUGGGAAGAAGAUAG
Molecule: messenger RNA, 3177 nt
Organism: Candidozyma haemuli
Lineage: Eukaryota; Fungi; Ascomycota; Pichiomycetes; Serinales; Metschnikowiaceae
Exons: 2
Coding region: 1-3177 (1058 amino acids)
Biological process (GO): protein insertion into mitochondrial inner membrane
Cellular component (GO): mitochondrial inner membrane
Molecular function (GO): protein binding
Source: RefSeq, a predicted model, not a curated record